Molecule: messenger RNA, 930 nt
Organism: Neogale vison (American mink)
Lineage: Eukaryota; Metazoa; Chordata; Mammalia; Carnivora; Mustelidae
Product: putative vomeronasal receptor-like protein 4
Biological process (GO): G protein-coupled receptor signaling pathway
Cellular component (GO): membrane
Molecular function (GO): pheromone receptor activity
Source: RefSeq, a predicted model, not a curated record
AUGGUGAUCACAUCUGCCAUUUAUGUUACUGUUAAAAUAUGCCAAUUUUUACAAGCUGGUCUUGGAAUCUCAGCCAACAUCCUCCUCCUUGUCUUCCACAUCUUCGUGUUCCUUCUGGAUCACAGGCCUAAACCCACUGACCUGAUCAUCUGUCACUUGUCCUUUGUUCACCUAAUGAAACUCUUUACUGAGCUGUCUUUAUUGUCAGCAGAAGUGUUGGAAUCGCUGAGCUCUAUGAAUGAUGUUGAAUGUAAGGCUUUAUUCUGCCUGAACAGGGUGACGAGGGGUCUCUCCAUCUGCACCACCUGCUUCCUGAGUGUGCUCCAGGUCAUCACCAUCAGCCCCAGCACCUCCUGGUUGGCCAGGUUUAAAUCUAAAUGCACAAAGUACAUCUUUCAUUCUUUUGUCAUCUUAUGGUUUCUCAGUUUGUCUCUCAGCAGUAACUGCGUAUUGUUUUCUGUCGCAUCUUUUAACGUGACCCAGACCAAUCUAUUGAAUGUCGGUAAACACUGCUCACUUUCCCCCAUGGACUCCGUCAUCAGGGGGCUGAUCUUAGCAUUGACGAUAUCCAGGGAUGUCUACUUUGUAGGAGUCACGCUGCUCUCCAGUGCAUACAUGGUGAUUCUCCUGUCCAGGCAUCAGAGGCGUUGCCAGCACCUUCACAUCACCAGCUUCUCCUCAAGAGCCUCUCCAGAGAAAAGGGCCACCCAGACUGUCCUCCUGUUGGUGAGUUUCUUUGUGGUCGUGUACUGGGUGGACAUCAUCAUCUCAUUCUCCUCAACAAUGCUAUGGACUUAUGACCCAGUCGUCUUGGAUUUCCAGAGGCUUCUGUCCAAUGUCUACGCCACUGUUAGUGCUUUGGUACUCAUUAAUUCUGAUAAAAAUGAAAAUGUGUUUCAGGAGUGUGGAAAAAUUACAAACAAUUUCUAA